Metarhizium album ARSEF 1941 is the source of this 2988-nucleotide messenger RNA. RefSeq names its product cyclic nucleotide-binding domain-containing protein. Gene Ontology annotation, molecular function: protein-containing complex binding; protein binding. The coding region runs from base 1 to 2988 and encodes 995 amino acids. The transcript has a single exon. NCBI's taxonomy places the organism in Eukaryota, Fungi, Ascomycota, Sordariomycetes, Hypocreales, Clavicipitaceae. The record is from RefSeq and is a predicted model, not a curated record.
AUGCGACGAGGUCGCUCGCCGAGUUCGGGGUCACCUUAUCGGGCGCUGGCCCAUCACCAACAGGCCAGUUCGCCUUCGACACCCACCGACCCAAGCUCCGUAAUCCGAUCUUUCGAUGUCGACAGUAACCCUGCCCGCCCGGUGCGGCCCUCGCCUUUGGCGGCCUCCAUAAUACGCGAUAUGCCCUUGGAUCUGGUUGAACGAAUACGCUCCUUUCCCUUGUUCGUUUCUGCUCCUGGAGACUUCCUUGUUGCCAUUGGUAAUCACCUCAAACCUCAGAUUAAUGGGCCCAAUGACCACAUAAUUACAGAAGGUGAUGACGCAAAGGCCAUGUAUUGGCUGGUGCGCGGCGUGGUAGCUGUCACGUCCCGUGAUGGGGAGGCUGUCUAUGCUGAACUAAAGCCCGGCGCCUUCUUCGGUGAGAUAGGCGUUCUCAUGAACAUGCCACGCACAGCAACCAUUGUGGCACGCACAAAAUGUCUCUUGCUUGUCUUGAAGAAGGAAGACUUGCAACUCAUCAUGCCUAAGUUUCCAGAUAUGGAGAAGACGAUUCGAGAAGAGGGCCAGGAGCGGCUCAACUUACUAAAAAAACAGCGACAGGAACGCGGAGCUAGCCUGAAGGCGCCCAAACCCGAUUUUGCUCCCCGAACGACUGUGCCUGGUGAAGUUUCAACUGGUGAGAGUGGGGCCAUCAAAGACGGAACAGUUAUCAACUCCAAGAAGCGCAAGUCACCAAGCCCUGGCGUUAUAGAGGAUCCCGCGGUGGGCAGCGCGAUCGGCAGUGGCUAUGUGAAUAUUCGAAAGACCCUGAAGGAGUUGCCCCUCUUCUCGACGUUGCCGCCCGAUAUCCUCCACUUCCUGGGUCUCAGUGUACAACCGAAGACCUACCAUCCCUUUACCGAUAUAGUCUGCCAAGGCACCCGCGGCAAUGACAUCUACUUCAUCGUGCAGGGCGAGGCCGAAGUAUUUCAUGAGCAACCCAAGGAGCAGGAUGCCUCCGAAGAAGCUACGAGAUCAAUACAACACCGGCCACGGUUGAAAGCUGGGCAGUACUUUGGGGAAGUGGCAAGCCUAGGACUGUCGCCCGGACGGACGGCAACGGUACGAUCUAUUACAACAGUGGAGUGUCUCAUGGUCCCUGGGGAGGUUUUGGAGGAACUGUGGCGAAGAUGCCCGCCUGGCAUCAGAUAUCAAGUCGAAGAGACGGCCAAGCUGCGACUGAAAACGCACGAUGAGGAUGUCGAUAUGACGGGACACGAUGACAAAAUCAUGACCCUUUCUACGUCGGAUGUACCAACAUCAACACCAAGCACUCCCACUGGAAGCACGUUGCCCAACCUUACCUUCACUACCCCAUCGAGCCAAGGGUCGCCCAGCAAGGACGACUCUGAGACUAUGGAGCUCAAAGACCCAGACCCUUUCUUAAGUGUCCCUAUGGAGAACCUGCGGAACCGGAGACGGCACUCUCUUGCACCACCGAACCCUCAAGCAGAAAGCCCAACGACGAGUCGACAAAAUGGCUAUAGGCCGUCUCUAAUUGACCUUACGCCAAUCAAAUUUAGCCAUAGCGAGACAUCUUUUGAGUCUGGCGCACCGGCGAAACGAGCCAGGACAGCGACGAGUCGAUCCCUCUCGCUACCUGCCACACCCCCUCUUUCAGACGAGGUCUUGGUGCGGAUAUUUAAGCAUUUGGAUAUUCGAGAGCUGAUUCGCCUACGAAUUGUGAGCAACCACUGGAGACAACUUCUGACAACAUGCCCCGAAGUGUGCAAUGAUGUGGACCUAUCACAUUACAACCGCCAUGUUACUGACCACUCCAUUAUUCACAUUUUGGCCCCUUUCAUCGGAAACAGAGCCAUCUCUAUGGACCUGAAUAAUUGCUUUCAUGUCACGGAUGAGGGGUUCGCAGCCCUCUGGCGACAAUGUGGCAAAAAUAUCAAGAGGUGGCGCAUGAGGUCGGUGUGGGAUGUUUCAGCCCACCAAAUUCUAGAAAUGAGUGAAAAUGCCAAGCAGCUGGAGGAGGUGGAUUGGAGCAACUGUCGAAAGGUCGGGGACAAUCUACUUGGCCGUGUGGUGGGAUGGGUAGUGCCAGAGUCCCCGGUUGCGAAGAAGAGUGUUGCCCUUUCUGCCUCGUCACAGAAACGGCAACAAGAGGAAGCGAGACCGAAGCCGCCAAGUUCGAACAACCCCCCUCCGGGAACGGUCAUGGGGUGUCCCAAGCUCAGCAGGCUGGAUCUAUCGUAUUGCAAACAUAUUACAGACCGGUCAAUGGCGCACUUAGCUGCACAUGCAUCUGGUCGGUUGCGCUCGUUGACCCUUACUCGCUGCACGUCCAUCACAGACGUCGGCUUCCAGUCGUGGGCACAGUACAGAUUCGAGAAGCUAACUCAUUUGUGCCUGGCUGAUUGCACAUACUUGUCGGAUAAUGCAAUUGUAGCGCUUGUCAAUGCGGCGAAGAAUCUGACAAACUUGGAUCUGUCGUUUUGCUGUGCGUUAUCGGACACUUCGACCGAGGUUGUUGCUCUGGGGCUUCCAUUGCUACGUGAACUGAGGAUGGCGUUCUGCGGUAGCGCCGUGAGCGAUGCGAGCUUGGAAAGCAUCGCUCUACAUCUUAACGAGCUUGAGGGCUUGAGUGUUCGCGGGUGCGUGCGGGUUACUGGUAAGGGCUUGGAGAACAUUCUACGAGGCUGCACGCGUCUCAAGUGGACAGACGUGAGCCAAUGCCGCAAUCUCGAGAACUGGCUUCGAGCCGGAAGCAUCGCCAAAUGGGGAUUCGACGACAGAGCCAGAAAGCCGGUGACGCCCACGGGCCUCUGGGCAGCAGCAGCUCGCGAAGGCACUGGAGAAAUACCGGCACAGAAGACGAUGAGCGUAGCCAUGCUGACCACGCCGAGCUUCCUGCCCCGAUCUGGGUUGGGCCUUUUGGGCCGAAGGGCAAGGGAGCCGGUGCGAUUCAUCAUUGAAAAGGGCGUUCAAGGACUGAGGUAG